AGUACUGUGUGUUCUUUGUAGGAAUAAAAAGAUAUGAUGAAGAAAAGUGAGAUGAAGAGGAUAGAGAAUGCAGCGAGCAGGCAAGUUACGUUUUCGAAGCGGAGAAACGGGCUUUCGAAGAAGGCUUAUGAACUCUCAGUUCUUUGUGAUGCUGAAGUUGCUCUCUUUGUUUUCUCCCCUUCCGGCAAACUCUAUGAAUACUCCAGUUCCAGUGUGAUGGACAACACAAUCGAACGGUACGCAAUAACGUACGACAAAGCCGAAGAAAUUGGGAAAAAGACUAAGGAAGAAAUUAUUCAGGUUUGGAUUCUACUCAUAUUUCUAAUUCAUAGCAUAACCAAAUAUGAUACAUAGCUUUAAUUCGACGUG
Molecule: messenger RNA, 369 nt
Organism: Erythranthe guttata (spotted monkey flower)
Lineage: Eukaryota; Viridiplantae; Streptophyta; Magnoliopsida; Lamiales; Phrymaceae
Source: RefSeq, a predicted model, not a curated record